Messenger RNA from Perca fluviatilis (European perch), 1533 nucleotides. RefSeq names its product alpha and gamma adaptin binding protein (gene aagab). The record is from RefSeq and is a predicted model, not a curated record. Bases 89 to 1054 code for a protein of 321 amino acids. NCBI's taxonomy places the organism in Eukaryota, Metazoa, Chordata, Actinopteri, Perciformes, Percidae. The transcript is spliced from 10 exons.
CCGUUGCAGCGCCUCCGGUCAGAGUUGAAAGGUUACAACGUCACGUCAAGCUAGCAGCUAAAGAAGCUUGUCCUAAAUAUUAUAAAAAAUGUCAACUACAGAAGAAGACACUGAGAUGACUAUUCCAUGUGCGCUCAUCACUAGCUGUGACAGUGGGUUUGAAGAAGAAGAGCUAAUAAAACAGAUCCUCAGUUCGAAGACUUUGCCCGAACCGAUCAAGCAAGAAGAUGCAGUAGCCUGGUAUCCAUGGACCAUAAACAACAAAUAUUAUACAGCGGAUGUCAGGCUAUGUGUUGUACCAAGCACCUUUCAAAUGUCAUCGGAGAUUGCCCAGUCCAUGCAGGCUUUCAUCGCGUAUUUUGACAGUACAGUGAAGGACGGUCUGGAAAAGCUACUUCCUUGGAUAUCAGUGGUGGAAGAUCUUGCUCCAGAGGUGCUCAUUCUGGUGUGUGACAGAGUCUGUGAAAAUGGGGUCACCAGACAUGAAGCACAACAGUGGUGUUUGGCUCAUGCCUUUGAGCUGGUGGAGCUCAAUCCACAGGAGUUGCCAGAUGAGGAUGAUGACUUUCCAGAAUCCACAGGAGUAAAGAGAAUUGUCCAGGCUCUCAAUGCCAAUGUGUGGUCCAGUGUGGAGAUGAAGGAUGGGCACAAUCAGGGCUUUGGUCUGAUGAGUAGUUUGGUCGCCGCCAGACACAACAACCCACACAGCUGUCAAGAUCCACAAUCUUCCAGCUUGCCAGUAGAGGGCUCACUUGUUAGUGAAGAAACUAACCAUACAGAAAGUAGUGCAAACACAGACACACAGGAAGACACGGUAGUUGAUGCAAUGACUGAUUUGGACAUUCGGGAACUUGCUAAUCUCACGGCUGGAGAUGCAGAUGUGGAUAACUUUGAACGUCUCUUUACCAAAUUAAAAGAGAUGAAAGACAAAGCUUCUUCAUUACCUCAUGAUCAGAGAAAGGUUCAUGCAGAGAAGGUAGCAAAAGCGUUUUGGAUGGCCAUUGGUGGUGAUGAAGAUGAGAUAGACGGGUUAUCAUCAGGAGAGGAAAGCUAAAAGCGGCUACCUGUGACUCAGUCUCUUUUCUCCUGGUCCUCCUCCUUUCCUGGGGCUCCCACAAGAUCCAGCGCCCUUUGACUUGCUUCUUGCACCUGGAAAGUGGAGAUGCUUACAGAUGGUACUGUAGGCAUAGUCAUGUUUAGAAACGUGUGAACUUAAAAUGAAAUGAUUGCAAUACUGGUGUAUAUUGAGAAGCAGUUAAAUAUCUUAAUUAGGGAUAGAAGAGAUCCAACGGAUGGCCCUCAGUCUUCUCCUGUGGGUCCCUCACCAUGCUAUAAGUCCUGAGUGAACCUCAACACCUGAUGGCGUUGGAGGUGGAAAAACAAAUCAGAAUUAUGUGGGCUUUGAUUUAUGUGUAUGUCCCUUAGGUACAGUUGUCACAUAUAUUUGCAAGUGACAUAAUGUGCCUUAUCCUUAGAGUUGUAAGACAUUUAAUCCACAUUCUGUUGAAUCAACAUAAAGACAUGUGAUUUUAA